AUUUUUUUUUAACCUCCACAUCUCCAUGACAACAAUGUGCGAUGGAGAAGAAUUGGAUACCAAGGAGCUUGCAGGCUGAUUGUGGUCCAUUGUGAGGGGCCUGAGGUCGCUGAUUGGUUCAAGGGAAGCACCAUAACUACAAGGAGUUUAUAUUCAUUCAGCUUGGUCAAGUGUCCCCCAAAUGCUCGCUGGAGGCUGCAGGACAGAGCCGCAUCCAUACAGUAGAGGUGGGUAUUGUUAAUUUUAUCUUCUAUUCUCUUACUUUGUUGUAGCUAUAGUUAAAUGAAAUUGGACAGCAGCGGUAUUAUUACAUAAACUAUUAAAAGCAAUAUGCAACGUGUUGGGCUAGUAAUGUACAUGUCUGCCUCACAGUCCUGAGUGAGUUUCAGGGUUCUCAUCCAAGUGCUUGUGUGGAUUUUCUCCUGGUACUCCAGCUUUGCCCCAGAUUCCAAAAACAUGCAUGUUAGGGUCAUUGAAGACUCUAAUUUGGGAGUGUUCAACAUUUUUUUUUUCAUUGUAGUUAAGGUUUUGUGUAAUCCUAUAAUUGCAUCAUUAUAUUAUAUAUUGCGCACAAAAAAUGGAUGGAUGAAAUCAAUAAAAAAUAGUUCAAUUCUUGUUCAUUUUAUUGAUUUAUUUUGAAAGAGGUAAAAAAAAACAAUGUCUGCAAUAUUGCAAUGAAAACAUGAAGACAACUUGCAAUUUUUGGAAGAGAUUUGAGAAAGAAAAAUGAAGUAGAUGCAGAUGAUUUGCUAGUGGCGGCCAUAUAAAAUGAUGCGAGGGACAAGAUCUGGGCCUGGGUCUUGUGCUUUACACCUGUAGUUUAAAUUGCCCAUAGAGCACCAAAAGUCAACUGGGAUUGGUUCCAGUUCAUUUUGCGCCACAUAUUCAGGAAAAGCCAUGUCGAAAUUGGAUGGACAGACCAUAUUAAUUUUCAUUCAUGUUGAUUGUAAGAAUAAAGUGUUAACACACAUCUCUUAUCAUCUACCUCCAGAUUUUUCAAGAUGGACUACUGUUGUUAACAUGGACUGAUUCGAGAAGAAACGUUGGAUGAAAUGGCAAAUGCAGACAGCGAGGUGAGAACGUUGCUGAAUUUCGUCAACCUGGCUUCCAGCGACAUCAAGGCAGCCUUGGAUAAGUCGGCCCCGUGCAGACGCUCAGUGGACCACAGGAAGUACCUGCAGAAACAGCUCAAACGCUUCUCUCAGAAACACUCCAGGGUGCCGAGAUGUCACCCGCUCAGGUCAGCUCAGUGUGCCAAGCCCAUUUCGGGUCUACAGCGUCCGCCGGGGCUGGAAAAGAGCGGCGGCGGGGUGCCAACAAGCGUGGGCAAAGUGGGGGGUUCUGUGGAGCAGGUGCCCAUGAGGAAACGCCAGCUCCCGGCUUCUUUUUGGGAGGAACCCAAGCUGAGCAAGCGGGAGCACUCGCACUCAGGACUGAGAAAGAGUCACGCCGCCUCAAUGGAGACCAGAGAACACAGGAAGGGGGGUCAAGAUGAGGAUGCCGAGGUCACGCUCUCCAGUGAGGCGCUCAAAUCGGAGCGGAACUCUCACCACGCCUUGAGCGUGUGCGCCUGCUCCCCUUUCCACUUCCACCAGCACCAACAGCAACAGCAGGUUCUCCACGCUCAAAUCGUGGUGCCCCAUCCACCUCUCGGGGUGUGGUGCAAGGCCGAGCCCGACCGAGUGGAACACCCGCACGGACAGAAGAUUCACACUCACGUGGUGGUCAAACCUAUACCCACCAAGCCCACCGUCCCGUCUCCAAUCUUCAGCGUGUUUGGCUUCAUUUAAAAUGUAAACAAGACUAAUUGUGUUCAUCUCAGCAACCAAUAAUGAGACUCACCCACAAGCACUUAAUGGAAUACUUGGGUCUAUUUUUGUCUAAACUGCACUUCUUCAUUCUCUCUUUCUAUGAUGCCAGACAGUAAGUUGACAGGUUUCUAUUUUUAGGACAGUUUUUAAAGACCACUCUUUGUUUUUUUUUUGUUUGUUUUUUUUUAACAACCAAAAAAAAAAAAACCAUAUUCAAGGUCUCUUUAAUCUAUGAGAAUAGAAAUGUGAGGAGUAGAAUUGAUUUUCUUAGUAACAGUAAUGUUUGAU
Syngnathoides biaculeatus (alligator pipefish) is the source of this 2099-nucleotide messenger RNA. Its product is annotated as protein FAM181A-like. NCBI's taxonomy places the organism in Eukaryota, Metazoa, Chordata, Actinopteri, Syngnathiformes, Syngnathidae. The record is from RefSeq and is a predicted model, not a curated record. The transcript has a single exon. The coding region runs from base 1053 to 1790 and encodes 245 amino acids.